AUGCAACAGAAGUUUGCUCUCAUCACUGGGUAAAUUUAUCGCUUCUUGAAAUUUGCAUCUAGGGUGAACUUACUAACAAUCUGGGUAGAUGCGGCAGUGGAGGAAUAGGCCAUGCUCUUUCCGCACGGCUGCGAGACGAGAGUGGGUGUUCUACUGUUUUGCAGAUUUGGUUGUGUUAAGUAAAUUACAGACAUCGAGGUCAUUUCAACACUCCUACCGCACGAAUCGGACGAGCAUCUCACCUCUCGAGGCGUCCACGUCGUUCGAACUGAUGUCACAAAGGAUGAUAGCGUCCAAGAACUCAAAAGAUUUCUCCAGAAACUCACUGGGGGGAGAUUGGAUAUUUUGAUCAAUAAUGCGUAUGUCACAAAUUCCGGUUCGGUGUAAGGUGGCUAACUACAAAAUCCAGGGGAAUAUGUUAGUUGAAGUUUCCCGCCGAUCGCAUGCACUCAUUAACGAUUGAAGGUUAUACUAUGCCAGCUACGGAUACGAAGGUUGCAAAUGUUGAAAAGAUGUUUGCAGUGAACGUUUUUGGACCGAUGCGUGUUGUUCACUUCCUUCAUCCCAUGUUGAUUGAAGCAAAGGGUGUGGUGGUAAACAUAGGAUCCAUCGGAGGAAUCUGCCCAUUUGUGUAUGGAGCUUCAUAUAAUGCAAGCAAAGCUGCGCUACAUCACUACGGAAACACAUUGAGAGUAGAAAUGCGUCCUUUUGGGUGAGAACUCGUCAACUACAGUAGCUUUAGAGGCUGAUCGCUAACUGAGUGUAGCGUCAGAGUAGUGAACAUCAUUUCAGGAGAGGUUAGCACUAACAUCUUGAAAAGUGAUCAUGGGAGAUCCUUAUCCGAAGGUACAAUAGCUCGAGGGCAUUAUGGUUAACAUGCUCACUGCUCUCAGAUUCGGUAUAUUAUCCAAUGAAUGAAGCCUUUCAGGCCCAUCUUCACCGAACUCCUAGUACGUUUCUGGCUGCCUUCGAAACCGUAUGUUUACUGAUUAUGGCCUGCAGAUGCCAUUACACCAACUCAAUAUGCCGAGGGCGUCGUGAAGGAGAUACUUAAGAAAUCGCCAACAGCAUGGUUUUGGUUCGGAGCGUCUUCAGGGACAAUCAGAAUGAUAGAUGCACUCCUGCCUCGCACGACCUGGGUAAGUUACCAUUUUAAUAAAUGUCAGUAAGAUGGUGAUGUUAUGUGAUACUAACAUUGAUAGGAUUGGUUGUUUGGACGAAUGUUUAACCUUGGACAAUUGGCCCGCCCUUCCCCUAGCGUAAAACUCCACUAG
This is a messenger RNA of Hymenoscyphus albidus, 1274 nucleotides long. The record is from the annotation of a GenBank genome assembly. Lineage: Eukaryota; Fungi; Ascomycota; Leotiomycetes; Helotiales; Helotiaceae.